Molecule: messenger RNA, 1233 nt
Organism: Ixodes scapularis (black-legged tick)
Lineage: Eukaryota; Metazoa; Arthropoda; Arachnida; Ixodida; Ixodidae
Gene: Nthl1
Product: endonuclease III-like protein 1
Exons: 4
Coding region: 46-1041 (331 amino acids)
Biological process (GO): base-excision repair, AP site formation; base-excision repair; nucleotide-excision repair
Cellular component (GO): nucleus
Molecular function (GO): oxidized pyrimidine nucleobase lesion DNA N-glycosylase activity; DNA binding; DNA-(apurinic or apyrimidinic site) endonuclease activity
Source: RefSeq, a predicted model, not a curated record
GGAAGACCGCAACCAACCAGCACUGUCAUUCUCCGAGUACCAGCCAUGAUCCAAACACGGCUUCGUUCAGGGGCAGCUGCUGCUAAAAGGAUCUCGACGCUGACAUCCGAUGUUCCUGCGGUAAAAACAAAAAAGAAAUCGAACCAGUCGAAUCGAACCAACGGAGGUGAAGACAAGCCCAGGGUCAAAGAGGACAUACUUGAACAAGCCACAUCAUCUAAGAAGGUUUCCCAACGUAAAGCGAGGUCGGUGCCCGUCAAAAUAGAGUACUCCGAUGGUGCUCUGAAAGAAGAACACUCGGCAGGAGCCUCUCCCUAUUUCACCUGGAAGCCAGACAACUGGGAGCAAGUCCUGAGUAACAUCCGCCAGAUGCGGCAGGAAAGAGAGGCGCCUGUGGACACCAUGGGUUGCGACAAGUGUCCAGACCAGACACUUCCAGAAAAGCUGGUGAGGUACCAGCUCUUGGUGUCACUGAUGCUGUCAAGUCAGACGAAGGACGAGGUGACCCACGCCGCAGUGGGCCGUCUGCGGGACUUUGGACUGACCCCCGAAGUCGUAUCGGCUGCUGAAGAGAAACAGUUGGAAGAGCUGAUUUACCCCGUCAGCUUCUACAAGAACAAGGCCAAGCACCUGAAGAGGACGUCACAGGUCCUGCUGGACGAGUACGAUGGAGACAUUCCGGACAGCAUAGAGGGGCUGUGCAAGCUUCCAGGGGUGGGCCCCAAGAUGAGCUACCUAGCCAUGAGCUGUGGCUGGAAGCGCACGGUCGGCAUUGGAGUGGACACGCACGUGCACCGCAUCUCCAACUGGCUCGGCUGGCUGCCGCAGGCCACAAAGACCCCCGAGCAGACAAGGAAGGCACUGGAAGCCUGGCUUCCGAGAGAUUUGUGGGACGAGGUGAACCAUCUUCUGGUCGGAUUCGGGCAGACGGUGUGCAAGCCCGUGGCGCCAAAGUGCUCCUCGUGCCUUAAUCUCCAGCUCUGUCCAUACGGAAGGAAACAAGUCAAUUCCAAGAAGAAUUCCAAGAAGGAGGCAACUUGAACUGAGGUUUUUGACUGUAAGUGCCUCAUUGUGUUGCGUUUGCUGAAGUUAGAACAUUUUUAAAAACAUGCAAGUAUAAAAAGAAAAAAGUACCCUACCCUAGAGUAUGACUUUACUUGCCUGGUUGUUCCGUCGUAUACACAGACAUGUCGGGCGUUUUUGAGUAUCUAUUAAAUUUAUUCAUUGAUUGAA